GAGGCCGCCCGCCGCCCCCUCGCCCCUCUGAGGCCAUGGAGCUGCUGCGGGGCCGCGGCCGCUGCUGCCGCGGGGAUUUCGGCUGGCCACGGGGACCCUCGGCGCGUUUGCCAUGGUGACAUGAAGCGGGCGGCGAGGGACGCCGGGCUGCUGGAGGGGAGAGAGCCUGCGCGCGCGCGGGCGCCCUGCUAGAAGUUUAAUUUAUUAGUAGUAGCAUUGCUCGAUCUCGUUUUACCUUUUUUUUUUGUGGUGGCGGUGUACGUCUCUUCCCCUCCCCUGGGGCUGGAGAGGGGAGGGGAGCGGGCAGGGGAGGGGGCCCCAACUCGCCCGUGGAUGCAAGGAUGACUGUGCUGGCGAGGGCCCGCAGGGGUGUCCGCCAGGUAUCUCCCCAGGUCGUGCUGCUCCUGCUCUUCGCCUUCUGCCUGCUCAGUGUUUUCGUCUCGGCGUAUUAUUUAUAUGGCUGGAAACGGGGCUUGGAGCCCUCCGGGGACGUGCCGGGGCCGGACUGCGAUGAACCCAAGGUCGCCCCUUCCCGCUUGCUCCCGCUGAAGGCCCUCAAGGUGGCCGAUUCCUCCCGCACGGACCCCUUGGUGCUGGUGUUCGUGGAGAGCCUCUACUCCCAGCUGGGCCAGGAGAUCGUGGCCAUUUUGGAGUCGAGCCGCUUCAAGUACAGGACAGAGAUCGCCCCGGGGAAGGGGGACAUGCCCACGCUGACCGACAAGGACCGGGGACGCUUCGCGCUCAUCAUUUACGAGAACAUCCUCAAGUACGUCAACCUGGACGCCUGGAACCGGGAGCUGCUGGACAAGUACUGCGUGGAGUACGGCGUGGGCAUCAUCGGCUUCUUCAAGGCCAACGAGAACAGCCUGCUGAGCGCGCAGCUGAAGGGCUUCCCCCUCUUCCUCCACUCCAACCUGGCGCUGAAGGACUGCAGCAUCAACCCCAAGUCGCCCCUGCUGUACAUCACGCGCCCCAGCGAGGUGGAGAAGGGCGUGCUGCCCGGCGAGGACUGGACCGUCUUCCAGUCCAACCACUCCACCUACGAGCCCGUCCUCCUGGCCAAGACCAAGUCGGCCGAGUCGAUCCCGCACAUGAGCGUGGACGCGGCGCUGCACACCACGGUGAUGCAGGACCUGGGCCUCCACGACGGCAUCCAGAGGGUGCUUUUUGGCAACAACCUCAGCUUCUGGCUGCACAAGCUGGUCUUCGUGGACGCCGUCUCCUUCCUGACGGGCAAGAGGCUCUCGCUGCCCCUCGACCGCUACAUCCUGGUGGACAUCGAUGACAUCUUCGUGGGCAAGGAGGGCACCCGCAUGAAGGUGGAAGAUGUCAAGGCGCUGUUCGACACGCAGAACGAGCUGCGCACCCACAUCCCAAACUUCACCUUCAACUUGGGAUACUCAGGGAAAUUCUUCCACACAGGUACUGACGCCGAGGACGAAGGCGACGACCUGCUGCUGUCCUACGUGAAGGAGUUCUGGUGGUUCCCGCACAUGUGGAGCCACAUGCAGCCCCACCUCUUCCACAACCAGUCGGUUCUGGCCGAGCAGAUGACCUUAAACAAGAAAUUCGCUGUCGAGCACGGCAUCCCCACCGACAUGGGGUACGCGGUGGCCCCCCACCACUCGGGUGUCUACCCCGUCCACGUGCAGUUGUACGAAGCCUGGAAGCAGGUUUGGUCGAUCAAAGUCACGAGCACGGAGGAGUACCCCCACCUGAAACCUGCUCGCUAUCGCCGUGGCUUCAUCCACAACGGCAUCAUGGUCCUCCCCCGGCAAACCUGCGGCCUCUUUACGCACACCAUCUUCUACAACGAAUACCCCGGGGGCUCCAGUGAGCUGGACAAAAUCAUCAACGGGGGCGAACUGUUCCUGACGGUGCUCCUCAACCCCAUCAGCAUCUUCAUGACCCAUUUGUCCAACUACGGCAACGACCGCCUGGGCUUGUACACCUUCAAGCACCUGGUCCGCUUCCUCAACUCCUGGACCAACCUGAAGCUGCAGACGCUGCCGCCUGUGCAGCUGGCACAGAAAUACUUCCAGAUCUUCUCCGAGGAGAAGGAUCCUCUGUGGCAGGAUCCCUGUGAGGACAAGCGGCACAAAGACAUUUGGUCCAAAGAAAAGACCUGUGACCGGUUCCCAAAGCUUCUCAUCAUCGGGCCUCAAAAAACAGGAACAACUGCCCUUUAUCUCUUCUUGGGGAUGCACCCGGACCUGAGCAGCAACUACCCCAGCUCAGAGACCUUCGAGGAGAUACAGUUCUUCAACGGACACAACUAUCACAAGGGCAUUGACUGGUACAUGGAGUUCUUCCCCAUCCCCUCCAACACCACCUCCGAUUUCUACUUUGAAAAAAGUGCCAACUACUUUGACUCAGAAGUUGCUCCCCGGCGAGCUGCGGCCCUGCUGUCCAAGGCCAAAGUGAUCACGAUCCUCAUCAACCCUGCAGACCGAGCCUACUCCUGGUACCAGCACCAGCGAGCCCACGACGACCCGGUAGCCCUGAAGUACACCUUCCACGAGGUGAUCACGGCCGGGUCUGAGGCUGCUGCGAAGCUCCGGGCCCUGCAGAACCGCUGCCUGGUGCCGGGCUGGUACGCCACGCACAUCGAGCGCUGGCUCAACAGCUUCCACGCCAACCAGAUUCUUGUCCUGGACGGCAAGCUGCUCCGAACAGAACCUGCCAAAGUGAUGGAAACAGUCCAGAAGUUCCUCGGGGUGACCAACUUCAUCGAUUACCACAAAACCCUGGCGUUUGACCCAAAGAAAGGAUUCUGGUGUCAGCUUCUGGAAGGAGGGAAAACCAAAUGCUUGGGGAAGAGCAAAGGGAGGAAGUACCCCGAGAUGGAUUCGGAUUCGCGAGCCUUCCUGCGGGACUAUUACAGGGACCAUAACAUCGAGCUCUCCAAGCUCCUGUACAAAAUGGGGCAGACGCUGCCCACCUGGCUGCGCGAGGAGCUGCAGAGCACCAGGUGACGGAGGAGCAACUCUGGGCGUGCUAGAGGUGACUUGUGCUGAGCUGGAGCAGAGGAGAGGAGCUGGUGGAGAGCCGACACAUGAAGUGACCCUGCCCCUAACGGCAGGAAACGGGAGUUUUCUGGAUUCCCCCCAAACCCAGCUCUAAAAACGGGAAGAAAGGCGUCUUUUUGUUUCCAAGACUCGGAUGCUGUUUCGUUGGUCGUCUUCGUUUGUUUUCAGUCUCCUCCACCUCUUCCCGGUCUGUGAGCAGUGCGGUGGGACCUCUGUCGAGCAGAAAAAAGAGGCUGGGGUGCUCGCAGCCCCUGCCCUGCGAUGUUUUACACGUGUGGUGGUUCCUGUGGUACAGCCCCGAGGCGCCCGGCGGCCUCCGACCUGCGCGGGCCCUCGGGACGGGGGCAGACUUUGAGAUAACUUCAGUCAGAAGGAUGCUGAGAACUUCGAACCUCUUGAAUAUUAAAAGCUAAAAGUAUUUUAAUAAUGUUGGGGCGUGGGGGGGGGGGAGGGCUCGUUUCGUUCUCAUUUUGCAGGGUGUUGUUUUAAUUCGGUGCCAGAAUUUGUACCUAAACCCCGAGGGUUUCACGUGGUCUCUUUGGCUGUUACACGCGACGUGGACAAAGGUCCGGGGAGGGGGGCGAACUGGGGCAGGUUUCCCAAGCAGAGACGUGUCUUUGUAUUGCAGUGGUGGAGUACAGGAGCCGCAGCCCCACUUCUGCCUCUCCCUCACUCCCUCUGUGUGCCUGGGUGUCCGCUGCCACCUUGCAUCAGCGGGGUUUGCCAGCACGUCCCCGGCCCUGUCCCUGGCUGCCCUGGCAGUGAGCGUGCACCAGGCUGCGUGUGUAUGAGUGUGUGUGUGAGUGUGUGUGAGUGUGAGUGUAGCAGUGCCAACACUGAGCCAUGCUGGGUUGCUGUGGGGAAGGGCCCCAGUUUCCUCGUGGAUGCUGCGGGAUGCGUGUGCCAAAGGCUCGGGAAGGGCAGCCCUGGAGGUGGAUGGGGUGGAGGGGGAGGACUUUGGUGCUGCGCAGCCCAGCGCUGCCUGGGCUCGGGGUGCAGCGACGGGCACCCCCUUCCCGCAGGGACCAAGGGGGCUGCGUGCCCCCCCCCCCCCCACAGCCACAGCAGCGCCGGAGGAGCAGCCGAAGGUACAGGAGAAGGAGAUGGGGAGGAGGGAAGGAUGCGUGCUUUCUCCAGCCCCAGGGACGUUUGGGGUCCCCAGGACAAAGUCGGGGUGCCCCUGGCUGCCCCCCUGCGGCCGGGGACCCGAGCCAGCCCCCGCCGUGCCCAGCACCCAGCAAAGUCCAGGCAGCGGAGGGGAGAGCAGCAGAACCGUGGGGCUCUUCCCCCCAUUUCACUUUCUGGAUGACGGAGCCCCGCUCCCCGUGGGGCUUCCCACCCUUUUAUUUUUGCAUGAGCCUCUGUAGGGCCCGGGGCCGCAGGGGCUGCCCUGCCCCUCUGCCCACCUCGGCUCCGUCCAAGCCCAUCCCCGGGGUUGCGUUCAGGGCGUCCCAGUCUCUGAUGUAAGGUCCUGUUGAACUAACUGCUAAUAAAACGGGGUUCGCUGGUUUUA
Molecule: messenger RNA, 4542 nt
Organism: Cygnus atratus (black swan)
Lineage: Eukaryota; Metazoa; Chordata; Aves; Anseriformes; Anatidae
Gene: NDST1
Product: N-deacetylase and N-sulfotransferase 1
Exons: 15
Coding region: 342-2975 (877 amino acids)
Cellular component (GO): Golgi apparatus
Molecular function (GO): heparan sulfate N-sulfotransferase activity; deacetylase activity
Source: RefSeq, a predicted model, not a curated record